AUGGGCAAUGCGUUGGGCACCAAGAAGACGCUGAAGGAGCAACUGCGCGAGAACAAGCGUGAAAUCAACCGCGCAGUACGGCAGUUGGACCGAGAGCGCACAAAUUUGCAGAUGCAGGAGAAGAAACUCAUCAUCGAGAUCAAGAAAAUGGCCAAACAAGGUCAAAUUGCCAGUGUCAAGAUCAUGGCCAAGGACUUGGUGCGCACGCGCCAGCACAUCACCAAGUUCUACACUAUGCGCUCACAGCUGCAGGCGGUCUCGCUGCGUCUUGAGACGGCCAAGUCAGCCGAAGCCAUGACGUCAGCGCUGCAGGGCACUACCACGGCCAUGAAGGCUAUGGCGUCCACUAUGAACCUGCCCAGACUCAACCAGAUCAUGAUGGAGUACACCAAGGAGAGUGAGAAGAUGGAAAUGACGCAGGAGAUGAUAGGAGACACCAUCGACGACGUCAUGGACGCCGAGCAGGACGAGGAAGAGGAGGAGAAGAUCGUUGGACAAGUGUUGGACGAGAUAGGCAUCGAUAUGACCGGAGCCGUGCCCGAGGCCCCGACAGCUCAUGCUGCGCCCACUGCAGCGGUAGCACAAGCGGCUCCGGCGGUGGCGCUGCCACCUGCUGCUCCCGUGGCAGCUGGAGGUGGUGGCUCGACGGAUUCGGCCAUCAGCGACCUUGAAGCACGCUUGAACAAUCUGCGACGGUCGUGA
Messenger RNA from Phytophthora nicotianae INRA-310, 702 nucleotides. RefSeq lists its product as hypothetical. Gene Ontology annotation, biological process: protein transport; late endosome to vacuole transport; endosome transport via multivesicular body sorting pathway. NCBI's taxonomy places the organism in Eukaryota, Oomycota, Peronosporomycetes, Peronosporales, Peronosporaceae. The record is from RefSeq and is a predicted model, not a curated record. Bases 1 to 702 code for a protein of 233 amino acids. The transcript has a single exon. Gene Ontology annotation, cellular component: multivesicular body; ESCRT III complex.